AUGUCAUCAGGUGAACAUAGUACAUCUGAUAUAGAGAAACACCCAAUUACUUCUACCUCAGAUAUUGAGAUCAUUCCAGGUACUGUCCAAUUGAUUGAUAUUACCGGAGGAUUACAUGUCAAAAAGAAUGAUUUAAAUGAUAAUGUCAUCUUAUUACCUCAACCCUCAAACAACAUCAAUGAUCCAUUAAGAUGGAGUAGAUUAAAGAAACAUUUUCAAUUCUUUUUGGUUUGGAUUUGGUGUUUUAUGUUUGCAGUAACAACAAAUUUCUACGGUCCAUUAUUUGGAAUAUUCAUGGAUGAAUUAGGUGUCACUUUGAAUGAAUUGACUAUUAGUGUUGCACUUUGCUUUUUAUUUCUUGGUGUUGGAUGUUUACUUAUUCAACCUACGGCAUUAAAAUUGGGUAAAAGAUUCGUAUAUUUGUCAUGUACGAUUAUUGGUAUUAUUGGAUGCGCGCUCGGAUCAAGAGCGAAUUCAAUUGGAUCGAUUUAUUUAUUUCAAGCAUUUGGAGGAUUUGCUGCUGCCCCUGUUGAUACAUUAGCGGAAAUCACCGCUACUGAUAUUUAUUUCCAACAUCAAAGAUCGACUGCUUUUUCUUUGGUCAUUCUUUCCCUUUAUGCUGGGAGUUAUUUGGGUCCAGUAGCUGCUGGAUAUGUUGUUGACGCAUUAGGUUGGAGAUGGUGUUAUUAUAUUCAAAUUAUCAUUUAUGUUGCAUUAUUUAUCUUUUUGGCAUUUACGAUGGAAAACACUUCUUUUAGACGUGAUCAUGCUGCAGAAGAAGAAUUCGAGGAAGAAGUCAUCAAAGCAGUAAAAUCAAAGGAAUUAGACGUCGUUACCCUGAUAUUGGAAGUUGGGGCAGCAGGAGGAGAUGAAGAUAGUGAUGAGAAUUCAAUCGACGAAUCUAUUCCCAAGAAAGCUUACAAAGAACGUAUGAAACUCAUUCAAACUGACAGCAAUGAUGUAAGAUCCUGGUUCUUGAUCUUCUCAAGACCAUUCUUGUUAUAUUCCUUCCCAGCGGUAGUUUGGGGUGGAUUAGUCUAUGGGGCUCAAAUGAUGUGGUUAUCUUUAAUCGGUAACACCCAAUCAAUAAUCUAUGGUGAACCACCUUAUAAUUUCUCAGCCAAUGGAGUUGGAUUAACGAACUUGGGUGCAUUUGGAGGAAGUGUAAUCGGGAUGGUUUGUGGAGGUUAUGUCGUUGAUCAUUCUUCAAUUUGGUUGGCAAGAAGGAACAAUGGUAUUUUGGAGCCUGAAUUCAGAUUAUAUUCUAUGAUAAUCCCUACAAUUACUAAUGCUGGUGGAUUGUUGGCAUAUGGAUUAGGAUCUUAUUAUGAAGCACAUUGGGCUAUAUCUGUUGUUAUCGGACAAGGACUUUUGGGUGUUGCCAUGGGCGCUUCUGGGGCUAUAUGUUUAACUUAA
This is a messenger RNA of Hemisphaericaspora subhashii, 1416 nucleotides long. RefSeq lists its product as uncharacterized. Gene Ontology annotation, cellular component: fungal-type vacuole. The record is from RefSeq and is a predicted model, not a curated record. Gene Ontology annotation, molecular function: transmembrane transporter activity. Gene Ontology annotation, biological process: transmembrane transport. The transcript has a single exon. NCBI's taxonomy places the organism in Eukaryota, Fungi, Ascomycota, Pichiomycetes, Serinales, Debaryomycetaceae. The coding region runs from base 1 to 1416 and encodes 471 amino acids.